GUUUUUGAAUCUAUUUCAUUUUAAUUUUUAUAGCAUCAUGCAUAGAAAGCAUAAUUAAUUUCUGCCUUUCUUAUUCUCUAAUAAAUGCAUUUAAGGCUAUAAUUUCCUUCUGUGUGGGCAUAUGGGUAUAUCCCGCAGAUUUUAUUAUGAAUUUUUGCUUUCCCUUUGACUGUUAAUGGCUGUUCUUAUUGCAUUUUAGUCAGUGAAUGUGGCCUGUGUUAUGUGAGUUAAAUUUUAUCCAUAGGAUAUUUCUGUUAAAAAACAAACAAACAAACAAACAAACAAUAAAACCCCUUUCUAACCCCAUGGAUGUAUUCUACCUCUUUAUUAUAUCCAACAGAGCUAUAUGCUUGGUAUGUGCUCAGUAAAUAUUUGUGGAAAGACAUAUGCAGAGCAAGCAUUUAGAGGGAAUUCACACCUAAGAGUUAGCAGUGUUGAUGUGCCAGUAAUAAUACUUAGCACUUUCUCUGUGCCGGGAACUCAUCUAAGUACGAUGCCCUCUAUUCACCCAGUUAGUCUUCAUCACAGUUCCAUGAGGCAGGAACUCUUUUUACUCCCAUUUUCCAGGUGAAAAAGUAGAGUCAUUGUAAGGUCAAGUUUGUCCAGUGGUUCACACUGAGAAAGCCAGAGGUGGGGUUUUGAACUGGUCUGGCCCCAGAUCCCACUCUCAUAACCCGUAUGUUCUAUUGCCUUGCAAGUGGUCACUUUUCCACAACAUUUAAUCUGAUUCCUAAACAUUUCUCUAAUUACUUUGAAUGUGUUCAGUGAGAGAAACUCUCGACCUUUUUCUCACAGUUAUUUUUCAAAAAUUGCUAGUAAAGAAGUGUCUACAUUUCACUGCCUCUCUAAACUGCACUCUCAAGGCACUGCAGCCAUAGCUUGCCCUUGGGCUCUAUAAGCCCGGCACCCAUGAAGCUGGCUAGCCUAGGACCUACUGGUUUUAAUUUUGUGUGUGCGACAAAAGAGACUUUCAAAGAAAUGCAACCAAGCAUCUCUCCUGGCUCAUGCUGGAGACCACACAAGCUGGGAGAGCCUUGGUUUUUGAGAUCGAGUGUGUCGAGAUACUACACCUCUGAGAAAAACCAAGUAGAUUUUCAUGGACUCUUUUCCUUGUGCUUCUCUUGCACAUAGAGAAACCUGGUCUUUGGAGCUCUGAUUGAAAAUAAUUUGUUAUUAUUAGGGAUAUUUCCUAACCAAAAUGACAGCUAUUUUUCUCUCCCUAUUGAAGAUUGGAAAGCUACAUCCUUGAAUACUUAUUGAAUAAAAGUUCCCUUCUUUCUCUCAUAAAAAGAAUGCCUUUUGUAUUUUUGUUCCCUUCAGGGAAGUUUCUAUGCAGCUUCCUUGCAAAAGAGCAAUUUAAUUUGUACUGCACAAUCAUUUUCUUGUGGAAAACUAAUAAAAUACAAAUUCCAUUUUUCAGCAUUAGGUUGUGGCUAAAGGCUUUUGAAAGUUUUAUGUAGUAUCUGCUUUUCUUUUUCCAUUUUUAAAAAUAAUGAUUGAGAGGAAAAAUGAUGUAAAUGCUCAUAUGUAUUAUGUACAUGGUUGAUAAAAUAUUCCCUUAAGUUUAUUGUUUUUCUCAAACAAAACAUGUAAGUGAAUACUUUGCAUGUAACUCUCAAGGCCUUUCACCUUCCUGCAAGUAGAUGUGAAUCAAGAAUGAAGCCGGCGAAUCUGUGUUUCUUCUGAGACAUCUUACUCACUUCUUUCUGGCAGGUCCAGGAUGUCUAGGGUUCUGCUCUUUGCAUUUCACUAAUUAAAGCCCUGGGAGCUGUUCCAUUUUGCAGGUCCCCUCAGAAGUAGAAGAUGAGCGCUUGCUUUUGGCUGAGAUGUUUUACACAGAAACAAUCAUAAUAGUAGCAGUUGCGAUAGGUGACAUUUAGGGAGCACCUGUUGUGUAUGGUGAACUGCACCAAGCACUUUGUAUGUAUGAUCUGCCUAAUAAGUAGAGAGUUAUUGUUCCAUUUUAUAUGCCAGGGGAAACAAGCAAGUAAUUUAUCUGCAGUCACACAGCUGGAAAAUGGAAAGAUGGGGUUGGAACCUACUGAGUCUGACUCCAGUAUUGAGUCUUUUGACCACAGUGAGUGACUAGAAGGAAAAGGAGCCUUCAACAUGCUGUCCUUCCACACCCUGGAUUUUUCAGAUGGGCAUGACUAGGUUUACUGAGUAGCAAAUAUGAAGGAACAAAAUUUAUUUUCUCAUCUGCUGUGAAAUCCAACCAAUACUGCCUUCACAGGAAAGAUCUAUGCUGCCUUGUUAUCUGAAUGGCUCACUGCCCUCUCAGCUUUCUCCUGCACCCGUAAGUCUGCAUUGCCAUCCUAUGAUCCACCCAUUUGUAAUCUAGCUUCUGCAUUGCCUCCCCUGACACACCCCAGAAAGAAGCAUGCCCUUGCUUCCUUUCCCCUCUUGCCGUAUUUUCUUGGCAUUCUUCAUCUCAGAACAUCUUCCAGCCCCUUUAUCUCCUCCUGUCCAAGUCGUAGUAAUGAAUUCUUGGAGGAUGCUUGCACGCGACUCUGUAGCACCUGGAUUAUGAGAAGGAAGGCAGUGGAUAGAGUCCUUUCUUUGACAGUCUGGAGGCAUUCACUCUCUUGCUACAAGGUGUAGCUUCAGCAGUGACUGACCAUUUGAAAAUAGAGAAAGUUUACCUUUCCAAAGCUAGAGGUCUCUCAAUAAAGUUUUCUCACUAAGGUGGAUGAAGAGGAAGGAUCCCUCAAAAGAAACAGGAUGGAGAUGAUACCACUGGCUCUUACAGAAUCUUUUAAAGAGGCAGCUUUGCCAGGCUUCUGCUCCAGAGCCCAGCCUCUCCCUAUCCACUAUCCUAUCGCUCCUUAAAAACAGUGAGUUUUAUUGACACAGAGGUGAGCAGUAAAGAAGCAGCUUGAUUCUGAGUCAGAUUGUACCCUUGAUUCUUGAAGUGUCAAUUCCUUGAAAGUGGAUUCUUCAAAUUCAUUUUCUAAGCCACUCCAUAGUCUUUAGUUUAACUCCAAAGGAAGACAAUUAUUUCAAACAUAAGAGUUAUUAUCUAUUGGAAUUUCUUACAAAGUUGGGGAAGAGGCAGAAGGGCAGAAGUCAGUUUCAUCAGAAGGGACUUCUGUCCCUUGCUCUUGGGAAGUGAGGGUUGCAUCCCUAACCAAGAAAGGGAGUCACACCCCUUCCCUCAGCCUCAUCCACCCACUCAUGCACUCAGCCUCCAGCAUGUCGCAAAUGGGGCAACCCUAUUUCCCGCCUUUCCAUGCCCAGGGGCUCCCACAGGGCCACGCGGGUGAUGGGGACCUGACACGCCCCAGCAGGGAGAGGCUCGCUCGGUCCCCGCCCCCUCCGCAGGUGCGGCCCUAAUCCCCCCGGCCUAGAUAUCCGGCAGCCUCUAGGAGCCCGGGCUCUGUGAUGUAAUGCUCUUUUUUCACACUCCGGGCUUAAAUACAGAUGGAAAUUGUUGUCAUGUGUUAGAAAUGUCGCCAGUAAUAUAAAAGGCGCAAGCCUGGGCAUCUUCUUUCCCUUCUCGCACCAUCAGCUGUUCCUGCUGCCAGCACCUCUUCCCUCGAAAACCCGCUCUGUGGUCAGGUGGCCCAGGCGCCCCCAGCUCUCCUAGGAAGGGGUUCGGAUCCCACCCCCCUACCCCCGCCUCUCUUUACAACCGCUGCAGAGCCGAGGACCAGCGUGGUGGGAGGCGGUUUCAGGCUCACAAAGGGAAGGAUUAAUCUUGGCGAUUGGGCUGGGGUUUGCAGGCACAACCCGAUCUCCCAGAGAAGGAGAAGUGCCUGGCGUGGACUAUAACUUUCUGACUGUGAAGGAGUUCUUGGACCUCGAGCAGAGCGGGACUCUUCUGGAAGUCGGCACCUAUGAAGGAAACUAUUAUGGGACACCCAAGCCUCCUAGCCAGCCAGUCAGUGGGAAAGUGAUCACGACGGAUGCCUUGCAAAGCCUUCAGUCUGGCUCUAAGCAGUCGACCCCGAAGCGAACCAAGUCCUACAAUGAUAUGCAAAAUGCUGGCAUAGUCCAUGCGGAGAAUGAGGAGGAGGAUGACAUUCCUGAAAUGAACAGCAGCUUUACAGCCGAUUCUGGUGAACAAGACGAGCACACUCUCCAAGAAACAGCAUUACCACCUGUGAAUAAUAGCAUCAUCGCUGCUCCCAUCACGGACCCUUCUCAGAAGUUCCCUCAAUACCUACCUCUUUCUGCAGAGGAUAAUUUAGGUCCUCUACCUGAAAACUGGGAGAUGGCCUAUACCGAAAAUGGAGAAGUCUAUUUUAUAGACCAUAAUACGAAAACAACAUCUUGGUUAGACCCUCGGUGCCUGAACAAGCAGCAGAAGCCUCUGGAAGAGUGUGAAGAUGAUGAAGAAGGGGUACACACCGAGGAGCUGGACAGUGAACUAGAACUGCCUGCUGGUUGGGAAAAGAUUGAAGACCCUGUCUAUGGUGUCUACUAUGUAGACCACAUCAACAGGAAGACGCAAUAUGAGAACCCAGUUCUUGAAGCCAAACGGAAGAAGCAGCUUGAGCAGCAGCAGCAGCAACAGCAGCAGCAACAGCAGCAGCAGCAGCAGCAGCAACAGCAGCAACAGCAGACAGAAGAAUGGACAGAAGAUCACUCAGCCCUUGUGCCUCCUGUUAUUCCAAACCACCCGCCAAGCAAUCCAGAGCCAGCCAGAGAAGCUCCACUUCAGGGCAAACCUUUUUUUACACGAAACCCUUCUGAGUUGAAAGGCAAGUUCAUUCACACAAAGCUGCGGAAAAGCAGUCGUGGCUUUGGCUUCACGGUGGUUGGAGGGGAUGAACCUGAUGAGUUUCUGCAGAUCAAGAGUUUGGUCCUAGAUGGUCCUGCUGCAUUGGACGGCAAGAUGGAAACAGGGGAUGUGAUUGUCAGUGUGAAUGACACCUGUGUUUUGGGACACACACAUGCUCAAGUUGUGAAGAUCUUCCAGUCCAUCCCCAUUGGUGCCAGCGUGGACCUUGAACUCUGCCGAGGUUAUCCAUUGCCUUUUGAUCCAGAUGACCCCAAUACAAGUUUAGUGACCUCGGUAGCUAUUUUGGAUAAAGAACCAAUUAUUGUGAAUGGGCAAGAGACCUAUGAUUCACCAGCUAGCCACAGUAGUAAAACAGGCAAAGUCAAUGGCAUGAAGGAUGCCCGGCCAAGCAGCCCAGCGGAUGUGACUUCAAAUAGUUCUCAUGGUUAUCCUAAUGACACUGUUUCUUUGGCUUCCUCCAUAGCCACUCAGCCAGAACUCAUAACUGUUCAUAUUGUCAAAGGGCCAAUGGGCUUUGGUUUUACUAUCGCAGACAGUCCUGGUGGGGGUGGCCAAAGAGUGAAACAGAUUGUUGACAGCCCAAGGUGCCGAGGCCUGAAAGAAGGGGAUCUCAUAGUGGAAGUUAAUAAGAAGAACGUACAGGCCCUAACUCACAACCAAGUGGUGGAUAUGCUGGUUGAGUGUCCUAAGGGAAGUGAGGUCACAUUGUUGGUGCAACGAGGAGGGCUGCCAGUUCCCAAGAAGAGCCCAAAGUCGCAACCACUGGAAAGGAAAGACAGCCAGAAUAGUUCUCAGCACAGUGUUUCCAGCCACCGGAGCCUGCACACAGCAUCCCCAAGCCACAGCACACAGGUGCUCCCCGAGUUCCCACCUGCAGAAGCCCAAGCUCCGGAUCAAACUGACAGCUCUGGCCAGAAAAAACCAGAUCCUUUUAAAAUCUGGGCCCAGUCCAGGAGCAUGUAUGAAAACCGACCCAUGUCACCUUCACCUGCAUCGGGAUUGAGCAAGGGUGAGAGAGAGAGAGAAAUCAAUUCCACGAAUUUUGGAGAAUGUCCGAUUCCAGAUUACCAGGAACAGGACAUCUUCCUCUGGAGAAAAGAGACUGGAUUUGGAUUUAGGAUUCUGGGUGGAAAUGAACCAGGGGAACCUAUUUAUAUUGGUCACAUUGUACCACUGGGUGCUGCUGAUACCGACGGCCGCCUGAGGUCUGGAGAUGAAUUAAUCUGUGUGGAUGGGACGCCAGUAAUUGGAAAAUCACACCAGCUUGUGGUCCAGCUUAUGCAACAAGCUGCCAAACAAGGCCACGUCAAUCUCACAGUGCGGCGUAAAGUGGUUUUUGCGGUACCCAAAACCGAGAACGAGGUGCCCUCGCCAGCCUCCUCUCAUCACAGUAGCAACCAGCCAGCCUCGCUGACGGAAGAGAAGCGCACCCCGCAGGGCAGCCAGAAUUCGCUGAACACGGUGAGCUCGGGCAGCGGCAGCACCAGCGGCAUCGGCAGCGGCGGCGGCGGGGGCAGCGGCGUGGUCAGCACUGUGGUGCAGCCCUACGACGUGGAGAUCCGGCGUGGGGAGAACGAGGGCUUCGGCUUCGUCAUCGUGUCCUCGGUGAGCAGGCCCGAAGCAGGCACGACCUUUGCAGGCAAUGCAUGUGUGGCUAUGCCUCACAAAAUAGGUCGGAUUAUUGAGGGGAGCCCUGCUGACCGCUGUGGCAAGCUGAAAGUAGGAGACCGGAUCUUGGCAGUAAAUGGAUGUUCCAUCACCAACAAAUCCCAUUCAGACAUUGUGAACCUAAUCAAGGAAGCAGGAAACACAGUUACCCUCCGCAUCAUUCCUGGGGAUGAGUCCUCGAAUGCCACCUUGCUGACCAAUGCAGAGAAGAUCGCCACCAUCACCACCACACACACCCCUUCUCAGCAAGGGACCCAGGAGACAAGGAAUACCACCAAACCAAAGCAGGAAUCUCAGUUUGAGUUCAAAGCACCCCAGGCAACACAGGAGCAAGAUUUUUACACUGUGGAACUGGAAAGAGGAGCCAAGGGAUUUGGCUUUAGCCUUCGAGGAGGCCGAGAGUAUAACAUGGACCUCUAUGUUCUGCGCUUAGCAGAGGAUGGUCCUGCAGAGAGGUGUGGAAAGAUGAGGAUUGGUGAUGAAAUUUUAGAGAUCAAUGGUGAGACCACCAAAAACAUGAAGCAUUCUCGAGCUAUAGAACUGAUUAAGAAUGGUGGCCGCAGAGUUCGUCUGUUUCUGAAGCGGGGAGACGGCUCAGUACCAGAAUAUGACCCCAGCAGCGACCGCCACGGCCCCCCAACCGGUCCACAAGGUGUUCCGGAAGUGAGGGCCGGGCCCGACCGCCGGCAGCAUCCGUCAUUGGAGUCCAGUUACCCACCCGAUCUUCACAAAUCAUCACCACAUGGGGAAAAGCGGGCACACGCAAGGGAUCCGAAAGGCAGCAGAGAGUAUAGCAGACAACCCAAUGAACACCACACCUGGAAUGGGACUUCGAGGAAACCCGACAGCGGGGCAUGCCGACCCAAGGACCGGGCGCCGGAGGGACGGAGGGACGCGCAGGCCGAGCGCACGGCAGCCGCCAACGGCCCCAAGAGGCGGUCCCCAGAGAAGCGGAGGGAGGGCACCCGCAGCGCCGACAACACUUUGGAGAGGAGGGAGAAGCACGAGAAGAGACGAGACGUCUCUCCGGAGCGGAGGCGAGAGCGGUCACCCACCCGCAGGAGAGACGGCUCCCCCAGCCGGCGGAGACGGUCUCUGGAGAGACUCCUGGAGCAAAGGAGGUCCCCCGAGCGCAGGAGAGGGGGCUCGCCCGAGCGCAGGGCCAAGUCCACCGACCGGAGGCGCGCGCGCUCCCCCGAGCGCAGGAGAGAGCGGUCCCUGGACAAAAGGAAUAGAGAGGAGAGAGCCAGCCACCGAGAAAGGGAAGAGGGGAAUCUGAAACAGGAUGCCGGCAGAAGUUCCAGACAUCCCACGGAGCAGAGAAGGCGAGCUUACAAAGAAUGUAGCACCGACCUCAGUAUCUGAGACGCUGAGUCACAUUCCAACCUUUACCGUGUCAAAGGUUCUAAGAGGAAAGUCACAAACGUGAAAUUAUUUAGUUUCUUACCUAAUGAAGCAUCUGACACCUGAUGAUCCUAUGAAUAACAACAAACAUUUUAUGCAUUUGAAAUCUUAUAAGAAAAAUAUAUAUGAAAAGUAUUGUGCCUGAUGUAUCAUAUUAAAGAAAGUAUUUUUAAAUGCAUACUUUUUUGGAAAUUAUUUGCCAAAUGCUGGCCCAAAGGGGUAUAAAUUUUGUUUCUACGUAACCUGUAGAAUCGUCAAGAAUUGUUCCCGUUUUUGAGCAAUCUUUUUCUCUCCUGGUUAAAUGGGGCUGUUGAUCAUUUUCUCUAAGUAAGGGAAUUUAUUGAUUAAGUUUAAUUAAUUUGAUAUAGACUGUUAUGUAGUGAUAUAGUGCUAUACUGUAGUCGGCAGUUUUUCUUAAAAGCAAAGAACAAAAAGGCAAAGUUUUAUUUGUAAAAGCUGAGGACCCUUUGGGAUGGAUUAUGUUUGCCGAUCCUAAAAGUAAGCAAACUGUAUGACAAGACUACUAUUGCAAAUGAAGGAUAUUUAUAGCUAAACUGCGUAGCACAAAGACGUUUUAUAUUGUGAGUUAUAGUUGGUUCAGAAAACAGUUUGUAAUCUCCCUGGCCCAGGAAGGCACAGAGACAAAAAUGUCGGCCAUCUUUACCCAAAUACAACCCAAGCACAGAUAGUCAGGUUCAUGAGCAUCUCCAGCAUCUAAUUAAAUCUCAUUGAAGGCAAUGCCAUCACAGCUUUGCUCAGUUACUGCAAGGAACAGACAACAAGCUUUUUUCAUGUUGUCUUGUCUGAUCGGAGGCUGAAUAGUAGAUGGAACGGGGGACAGUGUGCCUGGUGUGAGGAAGACGUAAGAUCCCCAAUUUGGAAAGCAUGCCCCUCCCCCUUUUAGUAUAAGCCCAUAGUUGCCCUUAGCCAAAUUGGGGAGGAGGGAAUGAGCCUUGGUGGAAGGAACCGCUCUGUUGAUAUUUAAAGAAGUGAGGGCUGUGGGUAUUCAUAGAAAUCCCAAUUUCACUUUGAAACCAUAGUCCAAGUCUCUAGGUUGGUAGAAGAGAAAGGAAGGAAGUGGUCCCAGUGGUUCUAGAUCUGGUUGGGAAACUUCUGCCUCAUGACUCUGUCCUUUGAGUCCUUUGGACAGCAGCACAAAACAUAACAAUUUUUAUUUUUAGACAGACCCAUUCUUUUUGACCCCACAGGAGCUGUGGUUGGGUCGGCUGUAGCCCCGGGAUGUGGUUUAAGUGGAUUACUGCCUAGCUGAGCCAAAAUGUUUGCUUGUACCUGUUGGACCACUACAGCAAACCGCUGCUUACAGUGCAUUGUGUAUUUCCGUAGUACUGUUUUGCAUUUUCCAUACAGACACAAAACUUUGCAAGUCAAUCACUGUUGUUCCCAUGGUACUGUAAGGAAAAAAAAAAAAGGAAAAAGAAAAAAAAAAAAAGAAAACCAGCCAAUCAUUGCGUGUACAGAGCUGAAAAUUGUAAUUAAUAGAGCCUGUUGGGAAAAAAAACAGCUGUUGCCUUUUUUUCUUGUAUAAAAGAGAAUUUAUGACAAAAUUUAGCUGUGAGGAAUGUGAUAUGUGUUUAUAUUUCUGAAUAUGGAAUAAAUUGAUUCAUGGGGAUAUAUUUUAAUGUAAACUAAAUCAGGUAUGUAAAGUUGUUUUAAAAUGGGAGACUAUAUAAGUAAUUCUCUAGAGCUUUAGUUGGUUUGAAUAUCAUCAUUUCCUCCAUGAUGAGCCUGCUUGUGAAUUAUUAAGCACUUGUUUGCAUUCUCUGUUCUUCACUCAUUUAUUUCUUGCAGUGUGCUAUGGACUUAAUGCUCUUUCUGUAUUGAUGAAAAGCAGUAUGUGGGCCAAUCUUUUUAUAAAACACUAUGCAUAUAUAAAUAUUACAUUGUUCAUAGCUUUAUUUGACUUAUGGGUUUAUACAUAACAUUAGAAUGAGUAGCUAUAGUUGUGUGGACAUUUAUAAAACAAGUUCCUUUCCUGGAACAGACACAAUAUACAUUCUGUAGCUAAAAAGGAGGGAAAAGUCUGUGAAUGCUAUUUUUAUUAUUAAAGUUUUCCAUACAAAGCAUACAUUGAGCUGUAGUAAGGCUGAGGAAGAGUACAACUGAAUAAUGAUGUUCUUUUUCAUCAAGUUCCUAAGAGCCGACUUGGAGAUUUUAUUCCCAAGGCUCCACUGCUAGGAUUCUUCUCACUAGUUCUAACAAAAUCUGUGAUGUUAAAUGACUGAUGCUCUCAAUUGUGGUCCAGAGUUUUAAGUAAAUGAAAUCAAGGUAGAUUUUGGGAAUAUAUCCUGAAGUUAACAUCUUGAUGUCCUUCUUGUUGUAAGAUGAUUUUUGACAUUUUAAAAUCUAUGUGCUACCCACCUGGGCUUAUCUCAAUCCGUGGACUUCUUGGUGUGGCAGUUUCUCCUGAAUUCCACACAUCAGAUUUGUUUGGAAAUAUUGUACUGUACAGGGACUAUGCGUUAAGCAGAAAGAUAUAGUUUUCUUUGAACUACUGUAACCUUAAAUUGGAAACUGAUUCUUGUGAGCCUACUUUCCUUAAUCCCGCCCUCCCUCACUUAAUGUAAAUGUCUUGAUGAGAGAUGAUGGAUGAGUAUUUUGUAUGAUGAAAUCAAAUGAUUUAGGAAUUUGUCUCCCUCCAUUACACAGUUGAUGCCUGAAAGAAUGUUGGGGGGGGAGGACUCAACACCCUAAUUGUAUUUUUUAAGUUUCUUUUGUGAAAGAUUUUUUAAUGCAUUUUUACUGUAAAAAUACAUGGAAAUGUAUGCAUUCCACAACCAC
This is a messenger RNA of Cercocebus atys (sooty mangabey), 10615 nucleotides long. RefSeq names its product membrane associated guanylate kinase, WW and PDZ domain containing 1 (gene MAGI1). Gene Ontology annotation, biological process: signal transduction. Gene Ontology annotation, molecular function: protein binding. Bases 3974 to 7777 code for a protein of 1267 amino acids. Lineage: Eukaryota; Metazoa; Chordata; Mammalia; Primates; Cercopithecidae. Gene Ontology annotation, cellular component: cytoplasm. The transcript is spliced from 23 exons. The record is from RefSeq and is a predicted model, not a curated record.